This is a messenger RNA of Seminavis robusta, 354 nucleotides long. The record is from the annotation of a GenBank genome assembly. NCBI's taxonomy places the organism in Eukaryota, Bacillariophyta, Bacillariophyceae, Naviculales, Naviculaceae.
AUGACUGACUUUAACGAGCUGAAGGCUAGAUGCAGGGAGCAAAUUGCAAAGAUUGGCAGAAUUAUUGCGAUGGUCGCUCUAUCUGGCGACCAUGAUGAGGAGAUUGAAGACGAGUUGAACGGUGAACUGGCUUCCCUCGUGGAUAGACGUAUUCGACUUUUCGGAAUCAAGAGUAGAUUGAACGAAAUCGAAGGUGGGUCAUUGGAAUGCAAACACCACAAACAGGCUCUCUUGGCAUUUCGAAACAAACCGGACGAACUGAAAAUGUUCUUAGAGCGACCUGACAGAUGGGCGGAGAAACAAUUGGGGUACCUUGAAAGUGACUUAAAGGCUCAAGAACAUCGCGUUCCUUAA